CAGAGGCACCAGUGAGGCAGCGCACCACACAGGAGUGGUAGUAUCGUUAGUCUCUUCCCCUGAGGAACACCACCCAGCAUGUUCACCUUCCUGACGCUGCUCGUAGCCUGCUGUGCAGCGCGUGGCGUCUUUUCUGCCGCCUCACCGCUGCUCUUCAUGCUUGACUACAAAGACUCAGAACUUCUUAGCGACACUCCACCUGCAGACACUUUCAGCCUGCCCCUACGACGAGGAGAAGUUCCUCGUGGCAUCUCCUUCUCUUUCACCGACACUGUCCCUGAGCAGCCAGCACGGGGGUUGGUUUCUGCCGCUACUGGAAAGACACUGGAGCGUUCUGAGUCUAUCAUGUUUCCCGGGGAUGUGUCUGGUGGCAGCGGAAGUGGAGAUCCUGAACGGAUUACUGCCUCGGGCGACGCGGCUGCAGAGUUAGUCCUUCCCAACCUUAACCGAGCCAGCAAACCCAUCGAGGCCACCGGCGACUGUGUUUUGAAUGAAACCCUGAAGAUUUCCUUCAACGGAUCUACAUGGAAACUUUUUCACCGAGACCAGUGCGCUGAGGGAGAGUGGGUACUGAUGGUGGCGGAGUGCCAACCAGGGUGUCAACCGCGGCCCUGCCCCACUGGACAGCUCUUGUACCAAGAACAGUGUGUCAACCCAUCAGACCCCACAGUAUGCGGCGAGGGACAGAUCCUCUAUCUCGACCAGCGUGGCAACACUUACUGUGAUUGCGAGAAGGACCACUUCUACUACCCGUGGAGUAGCCAGUGCUACGCGCGCCGCGAAAGGGGCCGCUGUGACUUCGGUUUCUUCAUUGACCUCGAUGAAAAUGGCAAAGUGGACUGUGUGCCUAACCCGUGCCAGGUGGACGGCUUCGAGAUGGACCCAGAUUCCGGCAGGUGUUUCCGUAAAGACUUCGAUGGCUACUGUCCCACCGAAAGCCUGCAGUUCAACUACAACAACCUGACCGUCGGAUGUGAGCUCAUUGAUAUCCGAAACUUGUUUGACUCUCCCAUCACGAAAUCUUGCCCCACUGGCUCACGCGUCGGCUACCUCGGAGACUGCCGCGAGGAAGUGGUGAUUCCCUCCAUCACCUCCCGGCCCAGGAGCCUCAGUGGCGGCUGCAGGUCCGGCUCCAUCCUAUCGGAAAAUGGAUCUUGCCGCCGCCUCAACACCUACGUAGGGUAGUUCUCUUUCUCUCCAGCGGCCGGAAUCCGCCUCACCUGGCACAGACCACCACACCCACAACAGGCCGCACCUGACGAGGGCACAGUAAUGACGGCGGAAGUGUUCAUUCCCCGAAUCCCUUCAGCGCAUGUAAAUAUUGUGGUGUACAUGAUUAAGUGUUGCUUCGUGCCUCAAGCUUACACACACAUACACACACACACACUCCAUUAGCGCCUCCAAACAGAAUUUACCAAAGAUUACCAUACCUAGAGGCACCCAGACUGUGAUACUAAGAUAAGUUUUAAUGAGGAAUGUGUAAUUAUUGUUUUGUUGCAAUACACAGUGAAGUGAA
Molecule: messenger RNA, 1516 nt
Organism: Scylla paramamosain (green mud crab)
Lineage: Eukaryota; Metazoa; Arthropoda; Malacostraca; Decapoda; Portunidae
Exons: 1
Coding region: 79-1185 (368 amino acids)
Source: RefSeq, a predicted model, not a curated record